AUGAGUAAUGCAACUCUGCCGCAUGCCGUUGCCCUCGCGCAGGAGCUGGAGACGGAGCUCCGGCACCUCGAUGCCCUGCAACGACACUAUACACAGCUGCUUGUUCAUCAGCUGAGUAGCCUUGAUUUUCUCGACGGUAGUGACUCUGCCACUACGGUUGCUGCAGGGGAACCUACCAUGGUUCACAACGGGGGCUAUGUAGCUGCCAAGCCUGAAGCGGUUACUACUCCCUGCAUUACACAGCCUUUGGCAGCCACCAGCGAGCCACCACCACCGCCACCACCGCCAAAACGAAGGGGCCGGAGUACCGCAAAACCAGCGACGCCUCGGCGAAAGGCGGACACCACCCGCAGCGCUCUGCCUCGACAACAGCCCCAUGUCGCAGCCGCACCGCCUGUGCCUUCUUCACUGAACGACAAGGCGGCACAACGAGCGCGAUGGGCGCUGCGACUCCUUCGCGAGGAACGGGAUGCCUACUUCAAUGCGAAAGCCCGGCGUGCUGAGGAGCUGCUGCGCGAGGGGCGUGAGGCUGCGCAGAAAAGCCGCGCACGUCGGCAGGCUGAAGCGAUACAGUCCCUACCCAAGUCUGGAUGA
This is a messenger RNA of Leishmania braziliensis MHOM/BR/75/M2904, 594 nucleotides long. RefSeq lists its product as hypothetical. The transcript has a single exon. Bases 1 to 594 code for a protein of 197 amino acids. Lineage: Eukaryota; Euglenozoa; Kinetoplastea; Trypanosomatida; Trypanosomatidae. The record is from RefSeq and is a predicted model, not a curated record.